Messenger RNA from Pelecanus crispus (Dalmatian pelican), 1245 nucleotides. The record is from RefSeq and is a predicted model, not a curated record. Lineage: Eukaryota; Metazoa; Chordata; Aves; Pelecaniformes; Pelecanidae.
AUGCAGAGACUUAGUAGGCAGCUUUACAGUGGCAAAACUGAAUUCUUUCCUAUUCAAUUAGGUACAAAAGAACAGCUAACAAAAGAAAAUGAAGAGUGGAAGCAAAAGAGCAGUUCAUUAGAAGAACAGAAAACUGAAUUGGAGGUGCGGAUGAGUGCACUCAAAUCACAGUAUGAAGGUCGAAUCUGCCGUCUGGAAAGAGAGCUUAGAGAGCAGCAAGAGCGACACCAUGAACAGCGAGAUGAGCCACCAGAGUCUACAAAUAAGGUCCCAGAACAGCAGAGGCAAAUCUCACUCAAGUCUGCUCCAGCUUCAGGUGAAAGAGGAAUUGCUAGCACUUCAGAUCCACCAACAGCAAAUAUUAAACCAACUCCUGUUGUGUCAACUCCAAGUAAAGUGACUGCUGCUGCAAUAGCUGGAAAUAAGUCUACUCCAAGAGCCAGUAUCCGUCCAAUGGUUACUCCUGCUACAGUCACUAAUCCUACCACUACUCCAACAGCAACAGUUAUGCCUACAACACAGGUGGAGACUCAGGAAGCUAUGCAAUCAGAAGGACCUGUGGAGCAUGUUCCCGUCUUUGGAAGCACUAGUGGGUCUGUGCGUUCCACCAGUCCUAAUGUUCAGACAUCUCUCUCUCAGCCCAUCUUGACUGUUCAGCAGCAGACGCAAGCAACUGCUUUUGUGCAGCCCACUCAGCAAAGUCAUCCUCAGAUUGAGCCUGCUAAUCAGGAGCCAUCCCCUACCAUUGUAGAAGUUGUACAGAGCUCUCAAAUAGAGAGGCCCUCCACUUCUACAGCAGUGUUUGGCACAGUUUCAGCUACCCCAAGUUCCUCGCUGUCUAAACGUCCACGGGAGGAAGAGGAGGAUAACACCGUGGAAAACUCGGACCAGAUUUCAGAGGAAACAGUGGAUGUACCUCUUCCAAAGAAACUGAGAAGCAUACAGAGAGUUGGACCUGAGGAGGAAGUGACAGCAGAAGAGAGCACUGAUGGUGAAGUCGAAGCUCAAACAUACAAUCAAGAUUCACAAGACUCAAUUGGAGAAGGUGUUACCCAGGGAGAGUACACUCCGAUGGAGGAUAGUGAAGAAACUUCCCAAUCUAUCCCAAUAGAUCUUGGACCUCUUCAGUCAGAUCAACAAAAUACUUCAUCAUCUCAGGAUGGUCAGUCCAAGAGAGAUGAUGUCAUUGUAAUUGAUAGUGAUGAUGAAGAUGAUGAUGAUGAAGAAAACGAAGGCGAGCAGGAA